Molecule: messenger RNA, 1381 nt
Organism: Myxozyma melibiosi
Lineage: Eukaryota; Fungi; Ascomycota; Lipomycetes; Lipomycetales; Lipomycetaceae
Exons: 1
Coding region: 119-1333 (404 amino acids)
Source: RefSeq, a predicted model, not a curated record
GUGGAUGAGAGAAGUGUGAGCACUGGGGUUUGUACGCAUAUCAGUUCAACCUCUUCAACAACCACCAUCUACACUCAGCAGCAAGACAUAGAACUACUAUGCAUUCACAUUCACUGAUAUGACAAUAAACGAUCUACGGGAAGACACCCGUCUAGACCGUCUUUCCUCCGCAGACAUCUCGGAGCACGUCUUCACGCUGUACUCCGAGCACAAGCCGCCGGAUUUGCAGAAUCUGGGGUAUUUCUCGCGCACGCUGAGUUUGCUGCCGGUCGAGUUGCGGGUGGUGCCGCAGUUGUUUGUUGAUGCGGGGAGAGAUGCGAAUGAGAAGGAAGAGGAGGGGGAGGUGGACGGCUUGACGGCUGAGCAAAAGAAGAGGCGCAGGAAUCGGAAGGUCCGGGGACAUAAUACCACUACCACCGCCGACGAGGUCACGCUAGAGUACGUCCUGCACCAGUCCCUAGAGCUGUUCAAUUCUCAAAAAGAAAACAGCACGACCGGCGCGGUACUUUGGCAAGUUUCUCCGCUGUUUGCAGAGUGGGUUCUCACACCCGGCACGCCCUUCCACUCGCUCUUCAGAGCAGACGAAAGUGUCCAGCCUCGAGUUAUCGAGAUUGGCGCAGGGGUAGGCGGCAUUCUCGCCUGCGCAUUGAGUAUUCCUAUGUUUGUAGCGUCGGCCGUCGCGGAGGGAAAUUCUCAAUUGCAGACCCGGCGCUCGGGGGGUCUGUAUGUUGCAACGGAUCAGGCGCAUAUUCUACCCUUUCUGCGCAAGAAUAUCGCGAGUAAUCUACCAGUCACGCAGGAGGCUGUCGCUCACGCUAUGCACAGCGGCAGCAAACCUCUUCCAUCGUUCAACUCACUCACCUUACCUGCCGCUCACCCCCCGCCCGACGCGAAAUCUCAUGCACAUACCCCCCACAAACAUCCCAAACACAAAUCAACACCUCCUCCCGAUCUUGACGCCAGCUCAAAAACCAUCGCCCACCCCUCGAUCGAAGUCCUCGAACUCGAUUGGGAACACGCCGACGCCGACGUCAGGUACAUCAAAGACGUGCUCUCUGUAUCUGAAUUCGACGUCGUCGUCGCGUGCGACACAAUUUACAACGAUUUCCUGAUCGCGCCGUUUGUGCGGACUUUGAGACUACUCGCGAGCGCGAGGACGCAUGUGUUGGUGGGGAUGCAGAUGCGGGCGCAUGAGGUUGUAGAGGCGUUUUUGGAUGAGGUUAUGGAGGUUGGGGGGUUUGAUGUGUGGGUGGUCAGGCCGGAAUUUCUUUCGGAGAAGAUGAGGGAUGGGUUUGUUAUUUACUAUCUACGGAGGGCGGGGGAUAAUAGUUGACUCUAGUUGGAUUGAAAAUAUAUACACUGAAAAGUAAACACAACACAA